GAUUUUGGUAAAAAGCCAGCAUAAAAGUUCAAUUUGGUCCGCAUACCGCGAAUUCCGCACGCAUUCCAUAUCAAAUGUCAAAAAAUCAACUCGAUUCAAUUCUAUUUUCAAGUGGAAUUUCACGGUAAAAUAGUCCACUUUUCUCACGACAGCUUGUCGCGUGAUUGUGUACAAGGUGUUGGUUAGCUGUACAUGGUGCAUUCAGGAAGAUUGCGACGAGUGAAAUUGUAGAAAAUUCAUAUAAAAGACAACCCAUAAACAAAAUUUGCUGUGUGGAGUGUUUUUUUUUUAUUGAGAAUUCUUUCUCUUGUGCUCAUUGAUUUUCCGGAAGGAGAAAAUUUGUGUGGUGGGUGGAAAAUCCCCUGGAAAUCUCAUCGUCUGCCCAGGAAAAGAAAGGACGACGGGAGACAUCCCGGGGGCAAGAGUUGUGUGAGUUUUGAAGGGAAAGUCUGCUGAUAAGACUCCAUCCGGGAGUGAAAACGUGAGGAGAGAGAGAGUUGUGUAUAAGCCAAAAAAUUUGUUGGGCUAUUUGGGAGCUGAAGAGGUAAAGAGAGGAAAGACACAAAAAAAAAGUCGUGAAGAAAAAAUCAUCUCUCUGGAAUGCGGCUGCGAGCCGAUGUACAAAAGUGUCUUGUACUCCACGACAACCAGAAACUUCACAUCCACACACAAUAAUGCGCUGUAAUGCUGCUCCUCGGCGCGGAGUAUUGAUUAUUUUAUUGUAACGUCUGAAUGCGUGGAGCGCAGAAAGUCACCAAAAGUAGCUGAUACAGACCAGAGAAGAACACAACGAGUGAGCAGAAAAGAGGGGUGCAUUCAAGUGAUUUGAGGGUGGUGUGAAAAAGUUAUUUGUGAAAUCUCAAAAGGCCAGGACCGGUGAUAGUGUUCAGGAAAAGGAACAUCUCUGAGCCCUCUAACGUGCAGAUCAUCCAGCAGCUGGACAGGAGUCUCAUGGAAUCACCUCUGGAAGUUCUCUCGAGGGCUGCAGCCACAAUGGUUCAAGAAAAAACUCCCGAAGCAAAAUUACCCAAUAAAGAACUUCCGACAACCAAAUGGAGACGUGAGAGACGACGGUUGUCUGAGUAUCAAACACAGAGUGGUUCAGCCACAGUUAAGAAUGGGGAUAGUGGUGAGGUACCACUUGAUAUGACAAUCUCAUCUGGCACAAAACCACGAAGUCCUCCGCCGUACAGAGAACCUCUGCCAGGAUCUACAUUCGCAUUAUCGCUCACGAGACCAACGGUCAUCACACAAGCACCAAAGACACAAUUGAGACUCAAUUCCGUAUCUGAUCAUCUUCCAGAAUCAAUUUCGAUGUGUGACACAGUAAUUGAUGAGCACUUCCGAAGAUCCCUGGGUAACAACUAUAUGGCACUGUUCUCAAAGAACUACAGCUCAAAGGCUGACAUUGAGGCGGAUGCCAUUAGUUUAUCUGUAGAUGAUCACUUUGCAAAGGCUCUCGGGGAUACAUGGCAGAAGAUCAAGGCGACUUCUGACACGGGAAAUUGUUCAGGGAAGCGGCGAGAUUCCGCUGCAAAUGACGAUGGAGAGGAGACUGGAAGUGAGAAGGAGGAAGUGGUGAUGAAGGAAGUGAAGGAGGAGACAAAAGAGAAUGGGGCUGAAGAUGAUGAAGAUAAGGAUGACACCUCAAGUAGCUCUAGUUGCAACAAUUCACAAGUCACAUCGUAAUUUUUUUCUUUCACAUUUAUUUUCUAUUUUCACCUCAACAAAAAAAAAAUAACAAAUCAGUGCAAAAGUCAGUGAAUAAUAGUUUCACCGAAAGUGAACAAAUUCCUCCACUCUAUGAAUGCAAAAAAAAAAGAGAGAGACGCUUGUCUCUGAGGCAUCUGUGGAAUGCAAAAAAUUCACAAACAGAGAAAGAGAGAAAUUCACAAUUGAAAUGCUGUAUAGAUGGGCCUCUUUUGAAUUUAUAGUUGGACAGAGAUAGACAGUGGAUAACAAUUAUUCCGGGAUAUAAAAUAUUUCAUAUUAAAAGAUAUAAUAAAUAUUCUUAGUGGGAAAAAUAUUACAAGUUUUUUUAUUUAGUCCAUGAAACUGAUGAAUUUCUUAAGACGUCUCUAUUUUCUAGAUGAAAAAAAUAGACAUUUUAGUAGCUGAAAGAAUGAAUUAUAAUAAAAAAAAACACUAUUUUAUCUUGUAGAUGAUAAAAUUAGAAUGUGUUAGAAAUUUAGAUGGAGAAAUUAUUUCCUAAUUAUACUAGAAAUUUUCUCCGUAGUAAGUAUGACGUAGAAAGAAAAAUAGUGGUAAAUACAUUUUACAGAAAAGAAAGAAAGAGUAAAAGGAGCAAAGCGAAUUAUACUUAGAGUAUCUGACUAUAAAAAAUUACACAGUGAUUUUUUUUGUAUAGAAAUGAUUAGUAAGAGAAAAAAGUCUCGAUUCAAUCCAACUGAUAAUUUAUUGUAUCUUCCUCAUUCGCCUAUUUUUGUUUCACUAAGAAAUUAACAUUUUAUAGCCCUUAUAAGGGGGUAUUUAGCCUAAAAUUACAAUUGUAGGAUUUUUAUGUUAAAGAAACACACUAAAAAAAAAGCACACAACGGAAGAAAAAAAUCACAGAAAUUUGCUGUAAAUAAAAUAAAAUGAAAACAAUAAA
This is a messenger RNA of Phlebotomus papatasi, 2611 nucleotides long. RefSeq lists its product as uncharacterized. Gene Ontology annotation, molecular function: transcription coactivator binding. The record is from RefSeq and is a predicted model, not a curated record. The coding region runs from base 952 to 1689 and encodes 245 amino acids. The transcript is spliced from 3 exons. NCBI's taxonomy places the organism in Eukaryota, Metazoa, Arthropoda, Insecta, Diptera, Psychodidae. Gene Ontology annotation, biological process: negative regulation of DNA-templated transcription.